AUGGCUGGAGCGAAGAACCGACGUCAGGGUACGGCGGCCGCCGCGCCUGGGCUUCAGGGGCAACCCCACGAGCAUGCGCCGACCGUCAACGGGAACGGGAGCGCACACGUCGUUGAGAAGGAUGAGCGGAAAGAGGAGGAGGAGGAACCAAAGGAGAAUAUCUUUCUCUUUUGGCCAAACAUCAUCGGCUACUCCCGCAUCGUCCUCGCGAUCGCCUCGCUCUACUACAUGCCACUACACCCACGCACAUGCUCGCUCCUGUACAGCAUUUCCUGCCUGCUAGACGCGCUAGACGGGUACGCGGCGCGCUACUUCGAGCAGUCGACGCGUUUCGGCGCCGUGCUCGACAUGGUGACGGAUCGAUGCACGACCUCGUGCCUGCUGGUGUUCUUGUCGUCGGCCUUCCCGCGCUGGGCGAUCCUGUUCCAGGGCCUGAUCGCGCUGGACUUUUCUAGCCACUACAUGCACAUGUUUGCGACGCUCGCGAUGGGCGGGAACAACACCAGCCAUAAGAACGUGGAUAAGUCGCGGAGCUGGAUUCUGUCGCUUUACUACACCAACAAGACCGUCCUCUUCAUCGCCUGCGCCCUCAACGAAGCCUUUUUCAUCGCCCUCUACCUCCUCUCCUUCUCCUCCCCCCUCCUCUCCCCCUCCCUCCUCGAGACCGUCCCUGACCACGCAGCCGAAGCCAUCCACCGCGGUGCCCAGGUCAACUCCUCGCUACUACGCCACCUCUUCUCCAACCCGCACAGCGCCGGUGCCCUCGAGCUCGCCCGCGCCAACAAGAUGGAUAGCUUCUGGCCUUGGGUCUUUGCGGGCGUUAGUUUCCCUGUUAUGGCACUUAAGCAGAUUAUCAAUGUGGUGCAGUUGGUGAAGGCGAGUCGGUGGUUGGCGGAGGGGGAUGUGGCAAUGCGGAAGGCGCAGGGGUUGCCGAGGAAGAGGAAGACUGCUUGA
Dichotomopilus funicola is the source of this 954-nucleotide messenger RNA. RefSeq lists its product as uncharacterized. Gene Ontology annotation, molecular function: CDP-diacylglycerol-inositol 3-phosphatidyltransferase activity. Gene Ontology annotation, biological process: phosphatidylinositol biosynthetic process. The transcript has 3 exons. Gene Ontology annotation, cellular component: membrane; Golgi apparatus. The record is from RefSeq and is a predicted model, not a curated record. Lineage: Eukaryota; Fungi; Ascomycota; Sordariomycetes; Sordariales; Chaetomiaceae. The coding region runs from base 1 to 954 and encodes 317 amino acids.